This is a messenger RNA of Cooperia oncophora, 372 nucleotides long. The record is from the annotation of a GenBank genome assembly. Lineage: Eukaryota; Metazoa; Nematoda; Chromadorea; Rhabditida; Trichostrongylidae.
AUGACAACCCAGUACAUUUUAGGAAUCAUCAGCAAUCCGAUAGCUGCCGAGUUUUGCGCUAGCACACUGCGGUGGCCUGCUGUGUUCUAUAGUUCAGCUAAUUCCAAAUGGAUAAGCGAUCACGAAGUGAAAUACCUGCAGCAUCAUUUACCGAAGAAACACGUCAAAACUGAGAAAAAGGUGAUUCCAUGGCUUGCGAUGGCUCGCUCAGCUCCACUGCUUGUCGUUUUCUAUUCGGGCAUCGUAGUAAAUAUGAUGAUCGCCAUGAUACUCGUAUAUAUACCCGUCUAUUUCAAGGAUGUUCUGUUUCUUGAAGUGAAGCAGGUGAGUGAUUGGGCUUCUGAUUACUGUACUGAGGCGGAGCCGAUGUAG